Salvelinus namaycush (lake trout) is the source of this 1665-nucleotide messenger RNA. RefSeq names its product GTPase IMAP family member 4-like. The record is from RefSeq and is a predicted model, not a curated record. The coding region runs from base 11 to 1483 and encodes 490 amino acids. NCBI's taxonomy places the organism in Eukaryota, Metazoa, Chordata, Actinopteri, Salmoniformes, Salmonidae. The transcript is spliced from 2 exons. Gene Ontology annotation, molecular function: GTP binding.
ACAAAGAAUCAUGAUAGUGGGACCUCGACUGGUUGGGAAGAGCUCAUCUGGAAAUAGCAUCCUGGGUAAGAAAAACUUUGAGGCUGGACACACGACUUCACACAGUGUGAAAAGACAGGGUGACAUCACCGUAAGACAAGUCACAGUGGUGGACACACCCGGGUGGCAUGGGCGAUACUGCACUGAGGACACUCCUGAAAUAGUAAGAAUUGAGAUUACCCAAGGUGCAUCUCUUUGUGCUCCCGAGCCGCACGCUGUCCUCGUGGUCGUACGCUGUGACGAAACAUUCACAGAGACGGACAGGUCAAGAGCAGAAGAAAAACUGAAUCUGAUUGGUCGGUCAGUCUGGAGUCAAGCUAUAGUGUUGUUCACCUGGGGAGACAAGCUUGGCGACACAGCCAUCGAACUUCACAUCGAGAGAUGGCCUGCCCUUCAGUGGCUUGUUGAUAAAUGUAGCAACAGGUACCAUGUCUUUGAUAACACAUGCCCGGCUGGAGGCCCUCAGGUCACAGAACUUCUGGAGAAAAUUGAGGAGACAGUGGUGGGAAACGAUAGUGAACACUGGCUCAAAAUGUACUGGGAGCUCAGGGAGAGCAACAAGAAGUUAACAAAAAGCUCUGAGGAGAUUGGGAGAAGACUAGAGGAGGAAGAGAGGAAGAAUGACAAGCUUAAAAGGAUGAUUGAAGAGAAAGAGAGGAAAGUAGAGGAAAUAGAUAAGCGACAUGAGAAGAAAGAUGGAAUGUUGAAAGAGAUGGAGCAGAGAAACACAAUGAGAGAAAAGGAGAUAGAAGACAUACGUAUGGAGUAUGAAAGAGAGAAGGAAUCCCUCAAACAAAUGUGUGUGGAGAAAGACAGAGCAUUGGAUCAGAUGGAGAGGAAGCAUGAAAGAGAAAGUAAAGAACUGAGAGACAAGAUAGAAAACCUGGAAAAGAGAAAGUUUGAAAGAGAAGAGGAGUUGAAUGCCAUGAUUGUUGAGAUACAGGAGUUACAAGAGAACAAACAAAGGUAUGAAAUGAAAGAAGUGAAGAUAUCAAUGCUAGAGAACAAUGUAGCGGAGUUUAAGCAGCAGAAUAAAGUGAGAGAAGACAUGAUCAACCAUGUGAAGAUGAAGGAGGAUCGAAUACAACUACACAGAGUGGAAUCUACAGCACCUGCGGACAUGGUGGACAACUCUUAUCUAAAGACUCAAAAUAGAAAUUUGAGAAAGACACAGAUGUUGUCACAGAAGGAUGGUGAGAGGCAGAGGGACACAGCAGGACGAGAGCAGAGAGUUGGAGAUGAACAGAGAGAAACACCAUGGUUGAAGGUUGGGGCAGCAGUACUGGGGGCAGUGGUUGGGGCCAUGGCUGGUUCUGUGAGGGCACCACUCAGUGCAGCCACAGGGACUACUAUAGGGGCUGCAGCAGGGAUUUUGCUAGGGAGUUUGCUGAUACAAAAGGAAGAGGCCAGAGAGAAUAAAGUGGAGUCUGAUUCCCCUGAUUAAUUAAAAACUUCUUCAGGAUUGGUGGGUCCCCAGCAGGACGUUUGAGCUAACGUAGGCUAAUGCAAUUAGCAUGAGGUUGUAAGUAACAAGAACAUUUCCCAGGACUUAGACAUAUCUGAAAUUGGCAAAAAGCUUAAAUUCUUGUUCAUCUAACUGAACUGUCAAAUUUACAGUAGCUAUUA